Molecule: messenger RNA, 3863 nt
Organism: Insectozyma verbasci
Lineage: Eukaryota; Fungi; Ascomycota; Pichiomycetes; Serinales; Debaryomycetaceae
Source: the annotation of a GenBank genome assembly
AUGCCAGAACCUGUUGGAAUUGCAAACUUACCAAAUCAAAGGUAUGUGAUAUAUAAUUAUAUUAUUGGGUUUUACUAACUGUUUCAGGUAUAAAAUUGUCUCCAAAGAAGGAGCUACUUUUACAAUUAUGGUUGCAGGUGAAAGUGGUUUAGGUAAAACAACAUUUAUUAAUACUUUAUUUCAAACUUCUUUAAAACCACAUCAAGAUCCUACAUCAAGACAUAAUAAAUUUACUUCACCUCAUCAAACUGUUGAAAUUGAUAUUGUUAGAGCUUUACUUGAAGAAAAAAAUUUUAAGAUUCGUUUAAAUAUAAUUGAUACCCCUGGUUUUGGAAAUAAUGUAAAUAAUCAUGAUUCAUGGGUUCCAAUUAUUGAUUUUAUUGAUGAUCAACAUGAAAGUUUUAUGAAACAAGAACAACAACCAACAAGAUUAAAUAAAAAAGAUUUAAGAGUUCAUGCUUGUUUAUAUUUUAUUAGACCAACUGGUCAUUCUUUAAAACCUUUAGAUAUUGAAAUAAUGAAAAGAUUAAGUACAAGAGUAAAUUUAAUUCCAAUUAUAGCAAAAGCGGAUACUUUAUCACCACGAGAAUUGGAUAUUUUUAAAACAAGAAUAAGAGAAAUUAUUGAGGCUCAAGAUAUUAGUAUAUAUACUCCACCAUUGGAAUUAGAUGAUCAAGCGAGUGCUGAACAUGCAAAACAAUUGAUUGAAUCAAUGCCAUUUGCAAUUAUUGGAUCUGAAGAAGAAGUUGAAAUUGGUCCUGGUCAAUUUGUUAGAGGUAGAAAGUACCCUUGGGGUAUAGUUGAAGUUGAAAAUGAUCAACAUUGUGAUUUUAAAAAAUUAAGAAGUUUAUUAUUAAGAACUAAUAUGUUGGAUUUAAUUUUAUCAACAAAUGAAUUACAUUUUGAAACUUUUAGAUCAAUUAAAUUAGGUGGUGAUGAAAAUGAAGAACAACAAGAAAAUAAUGAAGAAGUUACAAAUGAAAGAGGUGAAAUUAUUAAAAAAUCCUCAAAUAAAAAACCAAGAAGAUUUCAUAAUCCUAAGUUUAAAGAAGAAGAAGAUGCUUUAAAGAAAUUUUUCACUGAACAAGUUAAAGCUGAAGAACAAAGAUUUAGACAAUGGGAAACAAAUAUUAUUAAUGAAAGAAAUAGAUUAAAUCAAGAUUUAGAAGAAAUGCAAUCAAAAUUGAAGGUUUUAGAAGAACAAGUUAAAAAGCUACAAAUUGCAAAGCGUUAGGUAAGGUUGUAAAACAUUGUAAGGAUGCCUUAUAUUGCUAUAAGUUAGUUAGAUUUUAAAUAGUUUGGUGAUUGAAUUAUAUAUAAAUUUAUAUAAGCGUAUGGUUCUAUUCACGUGACACAUUUCACGUGCAACGGUUAUUGAAGGAGAAUUUUUUCAUUUAUUUAUCAUUAAACGUAUGGAAAAAUCUCAAAAGUAUAAACGGAAUUACAGGGCUUGUUUGAACUGUAGAGUUCGAAAAGUUAAAUGUGAUUUAGGUCCAGUUGAUAAUCCACACGAUGGUAAAUGUGCAAGAUGUUUAAGAGAAAGAAAAGAUUGUGUAUUUGUUGAAAGUAAGCGUGGUGGUGCUGCAAAUGUUAUAAAUGGUAAAAGAAAGAAACGAAAAUUAGAUUUGAAUUCAAUACUGCAAAGUAAUUCACCUGAAUCACAAUCUCACUCUCCUUAUUCAAAUUUUGAAAAACCAAAUCUACCAAAAUUACCACAACAAAAUUAUCAAAAAUUACCAGGGGUCAACAGCUUAUUAAAUGAAGAAAAUAAAUUAUCACCACCAAUACCGACAACUCAAAAUUCAAGUCCCAAUCAAUUUAAUACUAUGGAAGGUGCUUUAGUAUUUUUAGCUAGUGCUGCUGGUACAAUUGCAAAAGCUGAUGAAAGAGAUAAUAUUGAUGCACAAGCAAAAUAUAAUCAAAUUGAACUGCAAAUACAUGAAAAAAUUGACACUCCAAAGAUUCAACAUGAAAGUUACAUACCUGAAUAUAUUAAACCAACUGGGAAAAGAAUGAGUGUACCUGCUGCUGAAAAUGGAUUUGCAGUAAGACCAAAAGCACUGAAUAAAUUAUCAAAUAUUGAAUAUAUUGGUCCAAAACCAAAUGGUAUAUUAACUGAAGAAGAAUCUGAAAGAUUGAUUGAUUUGUUUUUUACUACAAUGCAUCCAUUUUUUCCACAUAUUCCACAAUUUUUACAUUCGUCAAAAGUUCUAGCUGGUUAUCCUAUACUUUUGUGUGCUAUAUUAACUAUAUCAUCACGAUAUCAUCCAUUUGAUGAUAAUACAAGUACAAAUAUGAAUGGAAAUGUACCUAGAAAUAUUGAAGUUCAUGAUAGAUUAUGGUUAUAUGUUCAAAGAUUAAUUUCACAAACGGUUUGGGCUGAAGCAAGUACAAGAUCGAUAGGUACAAUAUUUGCAUUUUUAUUAUUUACUGAAUGGAAUCCAAGAGCUAUACAUUGGAGAUGGUCAGAUUAUGCAAAUAAAGCAGAAGAACAAAAUGAAGAAUCAAAUUCAAUGCCUGCAAUUGAUUAUCCAUCAGAUGGUACUAAUUUCACUGGUUUAGGUGCAAUGAGAAGAUCACAUAGAAUGGCAUGGAUGUUAAUUGGUUCUGCAGUUAGAUUAGCUCAAGAUAUGGGAUUUAUGGAAAUUAGUUCAAAAGUAUUUAUAGCUACACAUAUUGCAGAAAUCAAUUCAGUUAUGGAUAUUUCAAGAAGAUCAAUGUUGGCUCAUUCAUUAUCAGAAGUUGAUUUAGAUGAAGAUGAAAUUACUGAAGAAUAUAUGGAAGAAGUUGAAGAAGAAGAUGACGAUGAUUUUAAAAUUAUGAGAAUGACAGAAGAAGAUUUAAAAAAAUUGGCAAAUGAAUAUACUUUGAAAUUUACAAAAGCUCAAAAGGCACAAAUUGAAUUAUUGCAGAUUAUGUCAUUAGGUCAUGAAUCAUUAUAUGGAUAUAAAGCACAAUUGGGUCAAUUAUCUCAACGACAAAAUUUAUCGGUAUUGAAUAUAAUAUCACCAUUGAUUAAUAAUUGGGGUAGGAAAUAUAAACAGUUCCUACAACCGUCAAAACCUAAAAAUAACUGGCAGAGAGCAAAUUCGAAAUCUGAAGUUACUGAAAUUAUAGAAAAAGAAUCAUUUAUAUUUGAGUAUAAUUAUGUCAAACUUUAUAUUUAUUCAUUAGCUUUGAAUCCAAGUCCAAAGAAGAUUGUAGAUAAGAAGUUACAAAAAUCAGUAACAUUGAAAUUAGAUGAAUUGUCAAAAUCGGCAAAAUAUAUUGAACAAGCAUUUAUGUCAGCUAAUGAAAUGUUAUUCUCAGCUCAUAGAAUACAUAAAUCAAAAUUGUUAAGAUUCAUGCCUGUUAGAUGGUUAACUAGAAUGGUUAGAGCCGUUGCUUUUAUUGUUAAAUGUUAUCUUACAAUUACAGCACAUAAGAAAAAUACAACUAAUAAUUUAGAUGAAACAGAUGGUUAUGAUCCUACAAUAUUAUCAUUAUCUAUGAUAUCUAUAGAUGAUAUAUCACAAUCAAUUCAAAGAGCUGCAUUAACUUUAAGAGACUGUUCACCUGAUGAAUUACAUUUAUGUACAAGAUAUUCAAAUGUUUUAAUGUAUUUAUAUUCCGAAAUGAAGGCUAAAAAGAAUAAUAGAGAUCAAGAAGAAGAAUUCGAACUACCUACAGAACCACCAAUGGAAUAUAAUUUUAAACCUGUUGAAGUCAAUAAUACAACUCCAUUAGAUAUGAUUGGUGAUAGUGAAGUUAUGGAAUGGUUUAUGAAUAAUAGAAAUAUUGGAUUGGAUUUUGUUGCUCCUUGGACUGAAAUGAUUGAACAACAAUUAAAUCUAAAUGAUCAGUUUAAUUUUGAUCAAGUAUAG